This is a messenger RNA of Lipotes vexillifer (Yangtze River dolphin), 2673 nucleotides long. RefSeq names its product protein phosphatase 1 regulatory subunit 12B (gene PPP1R12B). Gene Ontology annotation, molecular function: protein kinase binding; enzyme inhibitor activity; phosphatase regulator activity. Lineage: Eukaryota; Metazoa; Chordata; Mammalia; Artiodactyla; Lipotidae. Bases 1 to 2673 code for a protein of 890 amino acids. Gene Ontology annotation, cellular component: Z disc; A band; cytoplasm. The transcript is spliced from 24 exons. Gene Ontology annotation, biological process: signal transduction. The record is from RefSeq and is a predicted model, not a curated record.
AUGGAAGGUUUGACUCAAGCACUGGGUCAGGCUUGUAUUGAUGAAAAUGUGGACAUGGUGAAGUUUCUGGUGGAGAACGGAGCCAGUGUGAACCAGCAGGACAGCGAGGGCUGGACGCCCCUCCAUGCAGCAGCGUCCUGUGGCCACCUCAACAUCGCGGAGUAUUUCAUUAACCACGGAGCCAGCGUGGCUGUUGUGAACAGUGAAGGGGAGGUCCCCUCAGACCUUGCAGAAGAGCCCGCCAUGAAGGAUCUUCUUCUGCAGCAAGUGGAGAAACAAGGGGUCGAUCUCGAGCAGUCGAGGAAGGCAGAGGAACAGCAAAUGCUGCAGGACGCCCGCCAGUGGCUCAACAGCGGGAAAAUACAGGAUGUGAGGCAGGCGCGCUCAGGGGCCACUGCCCUCCACGUGGCUGCCGCCAAGGGCUACUCUGAGGUCCUCAGACUUUUGACUCAGGCUGGCUAUGAGCUCAAUGUCCAGGACCGCGACGGCUGGACCCCGCUCCAUGCCGCUGCACACUGGGGGGUGAAGGAGGCGUGCUCCAUCCUGGCAGAAGCCCUCUGUGACAUGGACGUCAGGAGCAAACUGGGCCAGACACCGUUUGAUGUGGCUGACGAGGGCCUCGUGGAGCACCUGGAGAUGCUGCAGAAGAAGCAGAGCGUGCUUCGAAGUGAAAAAGAGACACGGAAUAAGCUCAUUGAGUCGGACCUGAACAGCAAGUUGCACGGUAGACUCUUUAAGAACAAAGAGAAGAUGCUCUAUGAGGAGGAGACACCGAAGCCCCAAGAAAUGGAGGAUGAAAACAAAGAAUCCAGCAGCUCCAGCUCAGACGAGGAUGAAGGUGAAGAUGAGGCUUCUGAGUCAGAAACCGAGAAGGAGGCGGAUAAAAAGCCGGGAGCCAUCGUCAACCGUUCCAACUCCGAAAGCAAGAGUAGUGCCGCAGAGCAGGCGCCAGCGCCGGCGCAGGUCAUCUCCUCCACCUCUUCAGCCAGGAGGUUCUCUGGCCUUUUCAACAAGCCGGAAGAGCCCAGAGAUGAGUCUCCGUCUUCGUGGAGGCUGGGCCUCAGGAAGACCGGCAGCCAGAACGUGCUGAGCGAGGCGGCCAGGUCCAGGGAGGCCCUGCGGGACCGGGGCGCGUUCAUCCACCGCUCGGCCUCCAGCCCCCGCAUCUCCACUGUGCUGGACAACAGAGAAAAGGAGCGAGGAAGCAGAAGCUCUUGCAGCGCAGCACUGGGGCUGCGGAGGCUGAGCGCCGCCGGCGGCCUGGAGGAGAAGGAGAACAGAGAGUCGGCUGCUCACCUGGUGCGGAGCGGCCCCCCCGCCCGCCAGCUGCGGAGGGACGGAGCGGAGGGGAGCGAAUCUCUGCAGACGGCCACCCCUUCCACCUACGUGACAACCUACCUGAAAAGGCCUCCUUACAAAUCCCAGGCUGACUCCGCAGCGGAGAGAACAGUAGACAGUGUCUCUUGCGGCACCCCCCUCUGUGUGAUCACGAAUCGCCCCCCACCUAGCACUGCCAAUGGGGUUGCAGCUGCCGCUCUGCUCUCCACUCCUGGAACGGACUCCUCUGUGGAAACCAGGGAGAGGAGGAGGUCGUAUCUGACUCCUGUACGGGACGAGGAAGCAGAGUCGUUACGGAAAGCGCGCUCCAGACAAGCUCGGCAGACUCGCAGGUCUACCCAAGGUGUAACCCUGACGGAUCUCCAGGAAGCAGAAAGGACGUUCAGCCGGUCGAGGGCAGAGCGUCAGGCUCAGGAACAGCUCAGCCCGAAGCCCGUGGGCCCCAGAGGGCUCGAUGGCGGCGCCCAGAAGCACGAGCCCCUGGCAGCCCCUGCAGAGGAAGCUGGGGAGAGCCGCCAGCCCUGGGACCAGAGUCUGGAGGAUCAGCCUGUGUAUCGUCGCCUGAGGUGUCCGGCUCAGCCAGACAAACCCAUGACACCAGUGUCACCUCCUGCCCCGAGACCCUCCCUCUACACCAGUUCCUACCUGCUCCGGACGGGUAGGUCUUCAGCCCCUGAUUCAGAGAGUUCAGAGCCCCCCGCCAGCCCUGCAGGGGCAAAGGAAAUGGACAAAAACGAGGGCGAAGAAGCAGAUUUGGGUGAUCAGUCCUCUAACAGGCUGUCCAUUCGUGAGCGGAGGCGGCCCAAGGAGCGACGAAGAGGCACAGGCAUCAACUUCUGGACGAAGGAUGAAGAUGAAACUGAUGUCUCGGAAGAGGUGAAAGCAGCGUGGCAUGAACGACUUUCUAGGUUGGAAUUGGGAGGCAGUGACGCCAGCAGCGAGCGGGCCUCGGCCAGAGCCCGCCGGGAGGCCCGCGAGGCCCGCCUGGCCACCCUGAGCAGCCGCGCGGGGGAAGACAGCAGCAGGGACUACAGAAAGCUCUACGAGAGCGCCCUGACCGAAAACCAGAAGCUGAAGACAAAACUUCAGGAGGCCCAGCUGGAGCUGGCGGACGUGAAAUCCAAGCUUGAGAAGAUGGCCCAGCAGAAACAAGACAAGACCGCCGACCGGUCGUCGGUGCUGGAGAUGGAGAAGCGGGAGAGGCGAGCCGUGGAGCGGAGGAUGUCGGAGGUGGAGGAGGAGUUGAAGGUCCUGACGGAACUGAAAUCCGACAACCAGAGGCUGAAGGAUGAGAACGGCGCCCUCAUCAGGGUCAUCAGCAAGCUGUCCAAGUAG